This is a messenger RNA of Scedosporium apiospermum, 2649 nucleotides long. RefSeq names its product putative nacht and ankyrin domain protein. NCBI's taxonomy places the organism in Eukaryota, Fungi, Ascomycota, Sordariomycetes, Microascales, Microascaceae. The record is from RefSeq and is a predicted model, not a curated record. Bases 1 to 2649 code for a protein of 882 amino acids. The transcript is spliced from 4 exons. Gene Ontology annotation, molecular function: protein binding.
AUGAGUUUUGGGUUCAGCAUCGGCGACUUUCUCGCCGUCUACGAUCGCGCAGACAAGGUCAGAAGAGCCUUUGCCGGCGCUCCAUCUCAGUUCAAGAACAUCAGUGACGAAAACCUCUCCAUCGCAAUUCAAGAUAUCGAUGUCGCCCUCUGCGAGUUCGAGCUCGAAGACCAGCAGAGAACCGAGCUCCAAAAACUUGCUACUAGCUGCGACCAAGUCCUCAUUGAUUUAGUGAAGACGCUGAGCAAGUAUUCCGAACUGGAGUCGAGCCAUGGCUCCUUUGUUUCGAAAGGGAAGAGAGUGUGGAAGAGGCUCAAGUGGGAACCCGACGACAUUGGAGAGCUUCGACAUCGAAUCACCAGUAACGUUACGCUGCUUAAUAAUUUUCAUGGGCGAAUAACAAACCAAAUCACUCUCGAGAUAAGAAAGGGCGUAGAUCGCCUGAAUAUGGAACAGGAUAACGAAGAAAAGCGAAGGAUCCUCGACUGGAUCACCCCAGUGAAAUAUUCUACUCAGCAUAAUGACCAUAUCAAGGAACGUCAAGAGGGGACCGGCCAAUGGCUUCUCGAAUCAUCCGAGUUCAAAUCCUGGCUUCAAGGUGAUCGGAAGACUCUGUUCUGUCCCGGAAUACCGGGAGCCGGCAAGACAAUUCUCGCAGCAGCAGUGGUAGACCAUCUUCUGGAUCAGUAUCGCGCUGACCAAAGUGUCGGCAUUGCAUACAUCUACUGCAACUUCAAAUGGACUGAAAAACAGAAACUUGACGACUUGUUUUCCAGUCUUUUAAGGCAGCUCGCUGAGGGUCAGUCCUUGGUACCGGAUUCUGUAAAGGAGCUUUACAGGCGAUAUAAGGCGGAACAGAGAUGCCCACCAACACAGGAGCUUUUGAAAGUCCUGCAUAAUGUUGCUUCGUUGUACCCGAGGGUGUUUAUUCUUGUUGACGCUCUCGACGAGUGCCAAAUCUCGGGCGGUUGCCGAAACGCGUUCAUUAAAGAACUCAUCCAUCUCCAAGCUUCCACUGGAGUCAAUUUAUUCAUGACUUCGAGAUUCCUUCCUGAGAUAACGGGUAAAUUCGACCGAGAAGGCUGGCUGGAAAUCCGUGCCACCAAGGCUGAUGUUGAAAGAUAUCUGGAACAUCACAUUCGAAAAUCCUCACACACGAUACAGGAGAUGGAAGAGGAGAUAAAGCGAACAAUCUCAGAUACGGUCGACGGAAUGUUUCUCCUGGCUCGGAUAUACUUGGAGCUGCUCACGAGUGAAGUUAUGCCAAAGAAAAUUCGGAGCAUGUUACGUAGAUUUAGGAGGACACCCACUGGAUCUGGUGAGGAACAGAGGCGUGGGAUACUGCACCGUGCUUACGAAGACACGAUGGAGAGGAUCAAACAGCAAGAACCCAGUCGUUGGGAACUUGCCAAGCAGACUCUCAUGUGGAUUACAUGCGCGAUGGAACCACUUCGCAAGGUCGAGCUUCAACAUGCCAUCACGGUCGAAGAAGGCGACUCGGAGUUAGACAAACGCGAUCUUGUUCAGAUUGACGACAUCAUCGCAGUGUGUGCCGGAUUAGUGACAAUCGAUGAAGAGAGCGACAUUAUUCGAUUGGUUCACUUCACCAUGCAAGAGUAUUUCGAGAGCACUCAUGAUCAAUGGUUCCCGUCUGCCCAGGAAGAAAUCACUACCCUCUGCGUGACUUAUCUGUCAUUCGAUAAAUUCAAAUGCGGAGCAUGCAAAGAAGCUUCCGAUAUUGACAGCCGUCUUGACGACAAUGCCCUGUACAGCUAUGCAGCGCGAAACUGGGGACAUCAUGCCCGGUGGACAUGGAAGCCGCCUACCGAAAGAAUUCUCGAUUUCUUGAAAGAGCGUGGGCAGGUUGAAGCAUCAAUCCAAGCCUUGUUUUUUAUUACCCGGCCGACAUCACCACGCAAUUACCCGGAACGAUUCACGGCUCUUCACGUGGUGGCAUACUUUGGGAUACAUAAAGGGGUACAAUAUCUCCUCGAUCGUCACGAUGCCGACAUAGAUUUAGGCGAUGGGGAUGGCCUGACGCCGCUUAGCUGGGCUGCUAUGAAUGGCCACCAAUCUAUGGUGCGCCUGCUUCUAGAAAACGGCGCCAAUAUCGAGUCGAGGGAUAACAACGGCUACACACCACUUGCCUUAGCUGCUGAGCAAGGGCAGGAAGGGGCAAUAAAGCUGCUUCUAAAAAGCGGCGCCAAUAUCGAGUCGAAGGAUAACAAUGGCCGCACACCACUUUCCAUAGCAGCUUUCAUGGGGGAGGAAGCAGUAGUAAAGCUGCUUCUAGAAAACGGCGCCAAUAUCGAGUCGAGGGAUAAAAAAGGCCGCACACCACUUUCCAUAGCAGCUUUCAUAGGGGAGGAAGCAGCGGUAAGGCUGCUUCUAGAAAACGGCGCUAAUAUCGAGUCGAGGGAUAACAAAGGCCGCGCACCACUUUCCAUAGCAGCUUUCAUGGGGGAGGAAGCAGUAGUAAAGCUGCUUCUAGAAAACGGUGCCAAUAUCGAAUCGAAGGAUAACAACGGCAAGACGGUACUUAGUUGGGCUAAUGAAAGCAAUGAGAGGCAUAUUCUCGAGUUGCUCCUGGAGAAGAGGCCUGAAGCUAAUUCGAAGAAUGCUAUUCAUAAACGAACGCCUCUCGACUAA